AUGGUGAAAGACGCGUCAGCGCCACACGAUUUCUCCGAUCACACGGCGCACAUGCAAUGGCGGAUGGAAGCUGGUGGACGAGCCGCCGAGAAAAAUGUGCCGAUGAUACCCGCUGAUCUUUCUGGUGGAUCGAAAUCUCAGUCGAGUUCGGCGGCCGCCUUGCAGAAAUUCGUGUCUAAUCCGUUUAUUCCGCUUGGAUUACUUGCCACUACCGGAUGCCUAAUUGGAAUCAUGGCUCAAACGUUGAAAAGAAAUCCGCAUAAAGCUCAACUUUAUAUGCGAGGACGAUGUGCGGCGCAGUUUUUCACGGUGGCUUCGAUCGUUGGAGGCGCGUGGUUCUUUGGCGGCUUUCAAUCAUCAUUGCAACCCGGUCAGCACGGACAACCGCAUCAAUUAACACAGAAG
Messenger RNA from Mesorhabditis belari, 405 nucleotides. The record is from the annotation of a GenBank genome assembly. Lineage: Eukaryota; Metazoa; Nematoda; Chromadorea; Rhabditida; Rhabditidae.